AUGGUGGCAGUGGAAGAUGAUUACCUUACUGCCCGUUUGGGUAAGAUGUACAUGGUGCCGAGCAAGGAGGUUGUGACCACUUCUGAAGCUGCUGACAAGCACCUGCGUGCCUUUGAGCAGGGCUGUGAGGAGUGGAUGUCGUACCACGCUCAGCCACACACUGAGGAAGACUUGGAGGGUUUCGAGCAGUUUGUUUUGGCGCUGCUGUCGGGCCCCGAGUUCAAGUCAGAGAAGGAAUACGAGACCCGCAUUCAGGCCGUUCGGAGGCAGUUCAAGACCACGCUGUCAAAGCCUCAAAUUGUCCGAGCGUAUUACAGACUGCGAGAUGCAGGGCGCAUUGAGCGGAGUGCAUCCUUUGAGCGCGUCACUACCAAGAAGGCGGUUCGCUCGAAUUCUGGCGUAGUUGUCAUUACAAUCGUGACGGCACCAGGAAGAUUCUCCUGCCCCAACGAUUGUUAUUACUGUCCGGAUGAGCCUGGCCAGCCGCGGUCGUAUCUGAGCACGGAGCCUGCGGUUGCAAGGGCCAAUCAAAACGAGUUCGAUCCCGUACGGCAGUUCUAUGACAGGGCCGGCACCCUGGCAAAGCAGGGUCACACUGUGGACAAGGUAGAAAUCAUCGUGCUUGGAGGCACCUGGUCUCAUUAUCCACGAGACUACCAAGAGGAGUUCUGUCGGGACCUCUUCUAUGCCGCCAACACUUUCGACGAGCAGUUGAGCAAGCUCGGUGAGAAGGGUGAGAACGCAGCCAGGAUCCGAGAGAGGCGUCCACUGCUUGACGAGCAGCGCCUGAAUGAAAAGGCGGUCACAAAAAUCAUCGGGCUGACUUUGGAGACCCGCCCGGAUCACAUCACCCCGGCGGAAGUGCGUAGGCUUCGCCGCUACGGAUGCACCCGCGUGCAGAUUGGCGUGCAGCACACAAACGAUGAUAUCCUCGCGUACAUCAAUCGUGGGCACGACCGAGCAGCCGCAGCUCGCAUCAUUAGCGUCCAAGCACAGUGUCGAAUGGCAUAUUAUGGGGCGGAGGCAGCCUUCAAGCAUUUCGUGGCCGUUCAGACGUCCAAACAUAGCCAACAGCCAGAUCUACCAGGUUCUGACACCGAAAAGGAUUGGGUCAUGUUCCAGGACGUGCUACACGGGGAGGACCUGCAGGCAGACCAUUGGAAGAUCUAUCCUUGCGAAGUGACGCCGUUCACCAGGAUCGAGACCUGGUACAAGGAAGGCAAGUACAUCCCUUACACUGAAACUGACCCACGAUUGCUCACUGAGCUGCUGGCCAGGGUCAAGGCGGAGGUACACCCCUGGAUCCGCCUCAACCGCGUCAUCCGGGACAUCCCAGAGGUGUCGAUAGUGGCGGGGAACUCUCUCACAAACCUCAGGCAGGCUAUUUUCGCGGUUCUGAAGUCUCGCGGGCAGUGCUGCCGAUGCAUCCGCUGCCGUGAGGUGCGAGACUGGCCUGAAACCACCGACGGACUGCGACUCCGAGUGCGCGAGUAUCGAUCUUCGAGCGGCACAGAGUUCUUUAUCUCCAUUGAGGGCGGGCACCGCGGCUUCGGUGGCGGAGCCACACAGCGUGCUCUAGCUGGCGGCCAGAAGGCCACGAAGAAGGAGCGCAAAGAGAAGAAAUCUGCCCUGCGCGACCCGAGCGCACAGGCCGAGAUGAAGGCAGCCGCCAAGGCCGCGUCUGCAGCUGGUGGGACGCGGGAGGAGCGGAAGAAGGCAGCAGCUGCUGCUUUGGCUGCCUCGGCUGUGCAGAAGACUGCGUCUGUCGUAGUGGAGCAGGAUGCUGACGAGGACAAUGCCACUCUCUAUGGGCUCCUGCGCCUGCGCUUCAAUGACGACUCGCGAGCGCCAAGUCCAGUGUUCCCAGAGCUCGGCGGCUGCGCGCUUAUCCGGGAGCUGCAUGUCUACGGUGCUCUCGUAGCAGCUGGGCGCGAAGAAUCCAACCGCAGCUUGAAUGACGACCGGCCGCAGCACAUCGGAAUCGGCAAAACGCUGAUGGGAACAGCCGAGCUCAUUGCUGCAGCUCAUGGCUUCAAGAAGAUCUCAGUGAUCGCUGGAGUAGGCGUGCGCAACUACUACCGGAAGCUGGGCUACAGCUUGAGAACCUCGGCGCAAGAAGUGUUGGGGGCUUUUGGCCAAUCAUUCACGUGCAUUUCUGGACUUGAAGCUGGUUCGGCAUAA
Symbiodinium pilosum is the source of this 2181-nucleotide messenger RNA. NCBI's taxonomy places the organism in Eukaryota, Dinophyceae, Suessiales, Symbiodiniaceae. The record is from the annotation of a GenBank genome assembly.